Molecule: messenger RNA, 1922 nt
Organism: Medioppia subpectinata
Lineage: Eukaryota; Metazoa; Arthropoda; Arachnida; Sarcoptiformes; Oppiidae
Source: the annotation of a GenBank genome assembly
UGCCUCAACGGCCAGUCAACUGGCGUUUCAACGCUAUAGGUGUCGGAGAGAGCACCGGCUUCUCUAUAAUGGAUGAAUUUGUUUACUGGAAUAGUGUCCGUCCGUUCUUCAUCACAGUGGAGGCCCCGUCUGUUGUGGUCUUAGGGGAACAGUUGGGUAUAAGAGUGGCCGCAUUUAACUAUCAGCCCUACGAGAUUAGAGCGGACAUCAUAUUAGAAGAAUCACUGGAUUAUCGUUUCGUCGAAGUGGGACCUAUGGGUCGGGUGUCCUCUUAUUCGCCCAAAACAUCGGGUGGUGUUCAUCAACACCUCAUUUAUAUCAAACCUCAUUCAUCAUUCUUAGUGCCCAUACCUGUUGUGCCAACCACUAGAGGAAAGAUCAAGAUUAUCAUCACUGGUCGCACACAAGUGGCUAAAGAUCAAAAAGUGAUAGAAGUGGAAGUGUUGGCCGACGGCGCACAGGUCUCUCUGCACACAUCCAUGCUUUUGGAUCUGAGAGCGCAGUCGUAUAUUAUUAAAUACUUGGACAUGAAUGUGACCGAAGAUCCCAUUAUUCCAUACCAAGACAUAUACCGUCGAUAUAUGUUUGGUUCGCCAAAAGCGUGGGUAACAGUGAUCGGGGAUGUGGUGGGAGUGCCCGCCAAACUCAACCCCAGAAUUGAUUUCACAAACUUAGGCAUCAAAUAUACGGCAAAGUCAGGAGAGUUGAGACUUUUUGACUUCGCGUACCGACUCUAUACACUCAUAUACCUAAGACUGACCAAUCAGUUGGAGGACAGCGACAAACAGGAACUGUCCAAACAAAUACUCGAAGAAUUGAAUCGCGAUUACGUCCACCAAAUGACUUUCUAUAGGGACGGGUCGUUCGUAAUGUUUGACAUGAGUUAUACGCAAAGCUCGGUAUGGCUGACGGCAUACGCGGCCAGAGUCUACUUCGACGCCCAGUUCGACGAUUGGCAUAAUUUCAUUUACAUCGACCCAAACGUUAUUUACCAUUCAAUUGAAUACAUCCUUAAGCGUCAGAUUAUAGACGUUCGGAGCUAUGAUGAGGGCUCCUUCUAUGAAGACAUGACAUUUAGGAACUGGUCGUCACCCCGUCUGACGCCCGUCGCUCUCACGGCCCACGUGUUGAUAACGUUAGUCAAAGUUACCGAUUUGGGUGUUUACGGCGAUUUAGGCGUUAAAAUAUCCAACGCCAAGAAAUCGGCGGUUAAUUUCUUGGAGAGACGCCUCCAAACCAUUACAUCUCCCUAUGAGAUAGCGAUCGCAACCUAUGCACUGAUGAGCGCCGGCAGUCCGGACGCGAAGUUUGGUUUUAAUCAAUUGGAGUCAAUGAAGAGAUCUACCGAAGGAAUGAUCUAUUGGUCUGCCGUCGAGAUAAAACCUCCGGGUCUCAUAUACCAGAGUCAGAGACCAUUUAUUCAGCCCCGGAAUCCGCAGUCUUACGAAUCGCUUGCAGUUGAGGGAACCGCUUAUGCGUUAAUGAUUUACACGGGUUUCGGUGGUAUAAUUCAGGAUCAAAUCGUCAAAUGGUUGACUUAUAUGAGACAAUACGACGAGGGAUUUGUUACAACAUUUGACACUAUAGUUGCGGUUCAGGCGCUCACAGACUAUUCGUUCCGAACUCACGUCCGAUCCAUAACUAAUAUGAGACUCGAAGUGGAGGCCUCUUCUAAUCCAGAGAUUACCACAAGUAUAGGCAUAUCGCAGAACAAUCUGACGAAUCAGCAAAUCAUAAACAUUGAGCCAAACGUAUGGGGAUUCGUGUCGGUGACGGCCAAAGGCGCGGGUCUGGCGAUCGUUCAGUUGACCACUCAAUACAAUGUCGACCAAGAAUUCCAAUUACUGCAGCCGUCGGUCAACGCGUUUGACAUCAGCGUUGACCUCAAGUUUUCGGGUCGAAACAAAUCGCGAGUAGCGGUC